Messenger RNA from Sander lucioperca (pikeperch), 10069 nucleotides. It is a transcript of the gene setd2, whose product is annotated as SET domain containing 2, histone lysine methyltransferase. Gene Ontology annotation, cellular component: chromosome; nucleus. Bases 517 to 8490 code for a protein of 2657 amino acids. The transcript is spliced from 22 exons. Gene Ontology annotation, biological process: regulation of DNA-templated transcription. The record is from RefSeq and is a predicted model, not a curated record. NCBI's taxonomy places the organism in Eukaryota, Metazoa, Chordata, Actinopteri, Perciformes, Percidae. Gene Ontology annotation, molecular function: histone H3K36 methyltransferase activity; protein binding.
CUAUGUUCCCACAUCAUGUGAUGUACAGCAGCCAAGCGAGGAUCAGUGUGUGGAAUAAAAGGUAUUCCUAAAAUGUGUCUAUAAUCCUUCAAGCAGAUCGCUUUGUCAGUCGUAUUGUAAUUUAACGUAACAGGUUGACCAAAUUAAGGCACUUUCUGGGGUUUUCGUUGUCAUUUAUGUUCAUGAUCUCACCUCUUAACUCUUGGCUAACUAUGUGAGCUCAUGCUAGCUCGAUAGUACCAACAUUCACCCAGGCUGAAGCUGGGGCGCAGCAGCGGCAGCGGAGCUUCUAGCCGACGGUCAUUUCCGACAGCUCCGUAUGGAUUUGACGUCGGCAUACAUUGUUGCUUGAUGUUUUACAAAAGGUCGAUUACCGGUGAUUUCGAAGAUGGGGGAACCUUGUGACCUUAAGCACUUCGUAAAGUGUGCCAUCACUUUGGAGGGCUCAUUUCUCUGAUUUGGAUUAUUCUUGGCCAGCAGCCUCUUCAGGCCUACUAAUCCUAGACGAGUUUCUCAAUGGACACUCUGCUCAAGUCCGAGAUCAGAGAGGAAGGGAGUAGUGCCUCGGUGAAGGUGGAGGGCCUAUCUAAGGCAGCUCUAAUCAAAAGCCUGUCUCCCAGAGUCAUGCUAUCCAACCAUCUUUUGCCUAAAGGGACCAAGAUGAAGGUCAACCUAGAGGAUCAGGGUCGACAGAAAGUGUCCUUUAGCUUCGCACAGACCAAGAAGCCCCUGCAGAGCGUGUUCUUCAUCCCUGCCAGUCCUGACAAGUCUGUUGCUGAGCCUAACGCUGCCUUGUCACAGUCAACCUCAGACAAAGAAGGGCAGAAAACAGACAGCAAAACUGAGCAAAACCAGACACCCAUGGUGCAAACACCAAUGGCAGAGACACCUUCUCAAACACCAGUCUCCUCAGCCACUAAACUGAAAACCGUCUUAGCAAAGAUGCAUUUCAAGAAGCAAAUUCUAAGUGUCUCUGUGACUGAAGAGAGACCAACAUCUGUUGUGCCAGAGGAGCUACACUCUCCAGAGUUGCAGGUUCUACAGAAAACAACAAGUGCAGCUGAAUUUCCAACACCCCAGCCUCAGAAUGUUGUCAAUGUCUGCCCCUCUGAUAAUGCCCAGAUUGAAGCCCCUGAGACAAUGGUAACCCCUAGCCUCAAGAAGACAACUGCUUCCUCAGGAAAAGAUGGAGAGAGUUCCAGCAGUGCUGAGCAGGAUAAUAAGGUAGACAAAAGGAAAACCAGGUCCCAGUUUGAUAGUGCUCCCCCUGGCUCAGAAUCUGAUGGAGAUUUAGGCCAGAUAUCUUCUAGUCGCAAAUCAGUUGACUCCAGAAGUAAAACAACCUCUGACAGCAGAAGCAAAGAGGUAAAAAAAUCUUCCUCUGGUUCACAUGUGGAGGAAAAGGAAAAAAGUUCCUCUAAGCGGUCAGAGAAUCAUGAAAGAUCUUCUAGUUACUCCAAACCAGACCGUGAUUCUAGACACACAUCCUUACGCUCAUCUCGAUCAGACAAAGAUCGCAGAAGGUCCAGGUCUAGAUCACGGUCUAGAUCAAGAGGGUCUCGAACAAGUUCAUCUCACUCCAGAUCAGAGAGAUCCCGAGGUGACAGAGGAUCACGCUCCGAAAGGUCUUACUAUCAUGAUUCUGAUCGGAGAUCACACCGGAGUUCUCCACGCAGAGAGAGAAGACGCUCUCGCUCUCGCACUGACAGAACUCGGGACAGUUCUGACUCUGAGGAUGACCAUAGGAAGACAAGGACAAGGACAAUUGACUCCAGUAGAUUAUCCGCCCAUUCAAGUUCACAUAAAGAGUCAAAAUCAUCUUCCUACUCAAAGUCUGAGAAAUCCUCUAAAUCUGCAGAUUCGCCUCACUCUUCAGAGAUGGAUAAAAAAACACAAUCUUCAAAGUCUGAAAGAACUUCAAAGCGACUAUCAGACUCUGAUUCCCAGCGCAAGUGCUCUCCUGAUCUGGGCUCGAGUUACCGUAAAUCUAGCAGCCAUUACAAGUCAGAGACCAACAGCAAAUCCUCUUCUUCCAGUAUGCAUACUCACCCUCAAACAUAUGAAAAACAGCAAAAAAGCAGCUCUAGUGACUCUGAGGUAGAUCAUAAGGGAAAAUCACAGGCCUCUGACAAAAGCUCUGGCUCAGAGGAGAACUGUAAAAACUCUCUAAAGAAAAACAGUAGACCGGACUCGAAGCAGAUGACCCCUUCUAGAUCUUCUGUGAACACCAGCGGAUAUGAUAGACAAUCAAAUGACAUAUUUCACAGCCCUGGCAAAGCACCAUCAUGUGCAAACACCACAGAAUCGUAUUCUCAGAGUGAAAUCGAAAAAUCUGAUUCCCAACAAAGUGGAAAUGAACAUAGAAGUAAGGACUUUAAAGACAUGGUAUCAUGCACUGAUAAGAGUUUGCAAGAAGAGUCAUCCAAGAGGUCAAAGGAAACCAAAUCAGAUCUUGAAGUUGAGACCUCAGCUAUAAUCUCGAGUGAAAGCCUAACGCAUGUAAAUGUCGCCCUGGAAAACUUGACCAAUGUGAAGAACAGCCUUUCUUCUAAUUAUCAACCACACGUAAAAUCAAAUGCAGACGUCUUAAAUUCAUGCAGUAGUAAUGAUAGUAUAAUGUGCAGCCAGGACAAGAAAGAUGUUGACUGUUUACCAGGGCCAAAGUCCUUACUUGAUACAACAGAUAUACCUGUCACCCAUGAUGUCGAGCAGAACACUAAACCAGAGAUUGUUAAAGUUUUAACAGUCGGCACAAAAUCUGUUUCAUCCUGUCUUGAAUUUGAGGAUCAGCUGACACGUGAACAGCAAAAUAUGGAUACUGUUAAAAAGAGUAGCAGUACUACCAAAAAGUCCCGAUGGGAUAUUGUUGGGCAGGACACCUCAGAGAGUGAUAAUUCACAGAGGACACUUUGUGCAGAGAGUAAGCCUACUGUUAAAAAAGUGAUUUCUGUCAAAAAAAUUGAGUUUUCUAAAGACAGUUGCCAACAAGACUGUGACAUUAAAAAUACUUUACAGCAAGAAACUGAAACACAUUCCAAACUGGUGAAGCAGACUGAUAUCUCUACGCAGGAAGUCGGCUCAGACAGCACAUCCAUAACCGAUAAAUACAAAGACCAAAGUGAGCCUUCACAAGCAGGCACCAGCAUUGACCACUGUGACUUAAAACUAAGUGUUUCUCAAAAAAUCAACACAGAUGAGCCUCUGCAUGUAAAUGAUACAUCACUGGUUGACAAAGCUGCAAAGAUGCAGCGUUGGAAUGGCGAUGAUCAUGAAGAAAAAUCCAAGGGCAGCAUUAACAAGAGCAAAUUGAGUAAGAGAACAUUACAUCAGGAUGCAUUAGGAGGACAGAGUGAGGUUAGUGAUAGUGACAAUUCGGAGUAUGACUCUGAUUGUGGUGAGGCUAUAAAACGAUUACACUCUGUGGUGGUGGUGCCAAAGAAUUCUUCCCUAACAAUCGAUACACAGGACACAGGAGCUUCCCCAUGCAGGCUAAUGAAUAGUUCAGAACUACAGAAUGUGAAUAUCAUUGAAGUCCCAAAUCAAGUCCCACAACAAAGGCAGGGCAGUCCUUCAGCAUUCUUGGAGACCAGUGGUCCCUGUGCUGGUAUUAAUGAUUCAUCCCAUAGCAGAGUGUUGUGUCAAUCCCAAAGUAAUAUGAUUGAUAGCACCAGUCACUUGGAGGGUUCCAGCUCCAUCAGUGCGCAGCCUUACAUGGCCGGUCAUAUCGGUGCCCAUGGAAGUGCCACAGAUCCUGCCCACAGCCUUGAUAAUUUCAGACAGUGUGCGCAAGGGCACAAACAGCAUAAUGUAAGUAGCAGAGGUGAAAUCAUGUACUCCCAUUACCAACAUGAUGAUUUCUCCAAUGCUGACAAUAUCAAUGACAAGAAUGGAUUCAGCCUGGGUUGGGAUUUUUCACAAUUAGAACAACCCAGUAGUACAUACCAGCAGCCCGAUAGCAGUCACGGGCCACAUCUACCAAACACUAAACUGACUGAAACCUCUCCUAAGGAACAGGAGCACCGGCAGAGUAAUGCCACCUGGAACCACCAAUCCCCAAAUGCACAGACUAGCAGACAACCCUACCUUCAUGUGCAUGAACGUUAUCAGGAUUUUGCAGGGGAAAUCCAUCCUGACUCCCUAACUAAUGACCACGAUGACUACAGUGGGGAUAAACUAUCUGAUCUCAGUAAAACAGCUGUUGAAUGCAGUGGACCUAACACUCCUGGGUCAUCAAGCUUUGUACAAGGGCAUGAAAUAAGCAGCAACAGCAGGGGAACUGCUGUGCCUGACCCCCCUAGAGAAGACAAUUUUAGACCCCACAGAGGCCGGGGCCCUCCCAAGAAAAGGCGGCCAGAGAUUGAGUCAGAUUCAGACAAUGAGGCAGAAGCUGGGCCUGCAGGCAAGAGGGAGCGUCAAGGAGAUGCUGACGUCUCUAAGGAAACUCAUGUCAAAGCCAUGGUGCAACGUCCAUUACUCAAUCUGCGAGAAUUUCAAGACGCCAAUAAAUGGAAAGAGUUUGCCAAGUCUAAGAAGAUGCCCCCUUACUUUGACUUGAUUGAGGAGAACCUGUACUUGACUGAGAGAAAAAAGAGCAAAUCUCACAGAGAUAUCAAAAGAAUGCAAUGUGAGUGCCCAGUGCUGCCCAGAGAAGAGCGUGCAAGAGGAGUAUUAGCAUGCGGGGAAGACUGUUUAAACCGGCUGCUGAUGAUUGAGUGCUCCUCACGGUGCCUGAAUGGAGCCUACUGCUCUAAUCGACGCUUUCAGAUGAAACAACAUGCAGACUUCGAGGUUAUCCUCACAGAAGACAAGGGCUGGGGUCUACGGGCAGCUAGAGACUUGGCUCCAAAUACUUUUGUACUGGAAUACUGCGGGGAGGUAUUGGACCACAAGGAGUUCAAAACAAGGGUGAAAGAAUAUGCUCGCAAUAAGAACAUCCACUACUACUUCAUGUCUCUAAGGAAUAAUGAGAUCAUUGAUGCAACGCUGAAGGGUAAUUGCUCUCGGUUUAUGAACCAUAGCUGUGAGCCCAACUGUGAAACCCAAAAGUGGACUGUCAAUGGCCAGCUUAGAGUUGGGUUCUUCACCUCCAAGGUGGUCCCUGCAGGAGCUGAACUGACGUUUGAUUACCAGUUCCAGAGAUAUGGCAAAGAAGCACAGAAAUGCUUCUGUGGAGCCCCAAGCUGCAGAGGCUUCCUGGGUGGUGAGAACAGAGUUAGUGUUCGGGCAGCUGGAGGGAAGAUGAAGAAAGACCGCAGUCGAAAGAGUGCUCUCACCACGGUUGAUGAGGAGCUUGAGGCGUUACUGGAGAAUGGAGAAGGCCUAUAUGAUGAGAAACAGGUGGUGUCUCUCUGCAGACUAAUGGUCCGAGUGGAAACCAUGGAACAAAAACUCACCUGUCUCAAGCUCAUACAAGAUACUCAAAAUCCAUCAUGCCUGAAGCAGUUCCUGGACCAUCAUGGAUUGUCUUUGCUGUGGAUCUUCAUGGUGGAGCUUUCUGAAGCUAAAGGCAACAGUGCCAAUAACAUCAAACUGCAGUUAGAGAUUAUGAAGACCUUGGCUGUGCUGCCUAUCUCUACUAAGAACAUGUUGGAGGAGAGCAGAGUCCUUACCUUCAUCCAGCGAUGGGCCCAGACAAAAACUUUUCCUCACCCUGCUGAGAUGGAUGGCUACUCCAGUGAGAACACCUCCCGUGCUCAAACACCCCUCAACACUCCUGAUGGAUCCUCCACCAAACUGGGACCAGAAUUGGAUGGUGACACCUCCAAACCUGCUGUGUACCGCCGCCUGAAAAUCAUCAGUGAAAACAGUCUAGACAGCGCACUCUCGGACGCUAGCAAAGCAUCUGAUGGGAAGGAGGAAGAGGAGGAGGACGAUGAUGAGGAAGAAGAAGAAUCCUCGCAUGCAGGACUUCCUGAUGGCAAACAGUUGAAGGAAGAGCCUGUGUGUGAAGCUGCAGAUCCAACGAAAGGAACAAUGGAAGAGUCGGUUAAAGAGGAGGGUCAGGUCAAAGGGGAGGAAGAGGAAGAGACUAGGAUGAGUUCAAGCAGUCAACACCAACCUCAAACUGAGGAGGUAAAAGAAAAAAUGGACUCGGAGAUAGAGAUUGAGAUGAAAGAGGACACGAGUGAGGGUCAUACGGAUGAACUUGAGGAGCCAAAAGAGCCUUGUCAAGAACAGGAGAGUGGGGAGGAGCAGACCACUCAGGCAGUGACAGAAAAGGCUGAACUAGAAGGAGACCAGCCCACUGUUAAAGUUCUCGAGUCAGAGAUUCAGUCCAUCCAAACAGAUGUUGCUGAUCUUCCACCUGAGCCGCCUUUAGAAAAUAUGGAGGCCCAGGCAGAGACGCAAGAGGCUGGAAAACCUCCUUCUGGCUGUGAGGCGCCGCCUGAUGAAUCUACCACUGAUGCUGCCCAAAGCUCUGAGACCCCUGAGGCCAGUAUGCCCUCUGAGGUCAUAGUGACACCCGUGGACCCAUCAGUGAUAGGAACUCCUUCUCAGGAUGAAGAGGAAGGUGUCUCAGAUGUAGAGAGUGAGAGGAGUCAGGAGCCCCCACUCAAUGCUUUGGACAUUUGUGGCAUGGCUGCCAGGCUUCUGGACAGCUGGAAGGAUCUGAAGGAGGUGUACAGAAUACCAAAGAAGAGUCAGGUGGAAAAGGAAGCAAAUGAUCGCAGCCGAGAUCGAGACACAGCUUUGACGCCACGCACAACUUCUGGUAGCCGAGAGCGUGAAAGGGAGCGGGAGAAGGAGCGGGAACGUGACAGAGACCGAGAUUAUGACCGAGACAGGGAUCGAGACUGGGACAGGGAGAGAGACAGAGACCGCGACAGAGACCGCGACAGAGACCGCGACAGAGACCGCGACAGAGACCGCGACAGAGACCGCGACAGAGAACGCGACAGAGACCGCGAAAGAGACCGCGACAGAGACCGUGAUCGAGGCUCUGACAAAACUCCACAACGCAGCACGGAGAGACGGAGGAGACGCUCCACUUCACCACCCUCAUCCUACGAGAGGAGCAGCCGACGCACUGAGGAACGGUUUGACUCCUCUAACAGCAGCAAGACACGGGGAGUUGGUGGAAAGGAUCGCAACAAGUUGUCCACAGAGGAGCGACGGAAGCUGUUUGAGCAGGAGGUUGCCCAGCGGGAAGCCCAGAAACAACAACAGCUUCAACAGCAGCAGCAGCAGCAGCAGCAGCAGCUUCAAACUAUGGCUUAUGACCCUGCUCUGGCCUAUGCCUCCAGCCCUGGCUUCAUCACCUAUCCUCCUGGAUAUCCCAUCCAGACCUUUGUGGAUCCCACCAACCCCAAUGCAGGCAAAGUACUGCUACCUACCCCUCCGGUUGAGCCCACCCUGAACUAUGAAGAGACACCUCCCCUGCGUCUUAUCUCAGACCUGGGACUGUCCUCUCCAUCCCCCACUUCCCAGGCCAAUCCAGUCUCUAAUCUUUCUCAGCACAUCACCACAACUGACCUCGCCACUGGCAACCCCCAACAGUAUGCCCAGCCAACUGUAGCAACUCAGGACACAGGUGUAGCUGUCCUCUCUGUACCCGCCCAGGUGGCCCCUCAGGUACACGGCCAGCAGAGCUACACUACUCUCUGGGAUCCCACUACUCAGCAGGCAGUGACUGUGCAGACACAGCCUGGACAGCAGUAUGCCACAGCUCCAGCACAGGCUCAGACACAGACAGCCAUCUAUUACCAGGGUCAACCAUGCCAAACCAUCUACAGCAUCCCCACCGCCUACCCACAGGCCAACACUCCCGUCAUACAGGCAUACACCGAACCCACAGCCAGCUACCUGCACAGCCAGCCUGUGUAUCCUGGCCAUCAGCAGGGAGUGGUGGUGCAGCAGGGAGGCACAGUCACCACCAUUGUCACAUCCCAAACUGUCCAACAGGAAAUGAUUGUACCCAACAAUGUGAUAGACCUGCCUCCUCCCUCUCCCCCCAAACCCAAAACUAUCGUCCUACCUCCCAACUGGAAAGUGGCCCGGGACCCUGAAGGCAAGAUCUACUACUACCAUAUUGUCACAAGGCAAACACAGUGGGACCCUCCAACCUGGGAUGGAUGUAGUGACAACACUAGUGUGGACCAUGAAUCUGAGAUGGACCUUGGAACACCCACCUAUGAUGAGAAUCCUUCCAAGUUCUCCACAAAGACAGCUGAAGCAGACACUUCCAGUGAGCUGGCUAAAAAGAGUAAAGAGACAUUUCGCAAAGAGAUGUCCCAGUUCAUAGUGCAAUGUUUAAAUCCUUUUCGGAAGCCAGACUGCAAACUUGGACGUAUCAGCAACACAGAAGAUUUCAAACACCUGGCUAGAAAGCUAACUCAUGGUGUUAUGAAUAAGGAAUUGAAAGCUUGCACUAAUCCAGAGGACCUUGAGUGUAACGAGAAUGUGAAGCACAAGACAAAGGAGUACAUCAAGAAGUACAUGCAGAGAUUUGGAACCGUGUACAGGCCCAAGGAGGACACAGAGGUGUGCUAGCUUAGAGGCCACAGAUGUUAACUUGUCCUGCGCAAACAGAGGAGAAGCACAGCUUUGCCUUUCCACUCACUCCUUGUACGCAUGUACGUACUGGCCAGCCUGAGCGGCGUAGUAGUUUCUUACACGUAUUUAUGACUAAAAAUUGGACUGCUGCCCAAGAAGCUCUCCAGGCCACGUGGAUCACAGAGGAGCUCCGUUGAUAGUGACGGAGAUUCGAGUGUCGCUGAACGACCCGAAAACUCCAGGUGCAGUGUUCUCGAAGGAUGACACUGCGGGGUACUACAGAGACUAAUGUUUUCACUGACUGUUUGUUUGAUUUUAAGCAUUUUUUUUUCUCCAUUUGUGGCUCUUAAAUGUUCCCGAGAUGAUCACCUCAAUUCCACUUUUUAAACUCUUCUAGCCCUGAAUGUGGAUUACUCUACAAAAUCAGAUUUGGUAUCAUAUUUAUCAGAGUUGCUUUGUUACUUUUCACUGUUAAAAAUGGAUCAAUGACAGAACAGUCCAGUGCUUUUUCCCUCCCACUUCCAUUUUCUUGUGCACGCUUCAACCCCCAGUCACUGACUGUAUCUGGUGCUGCUUUUAACUGGGCUGUGGAGGUCCAAGCUUCCACUCCUCAAACCCUGCCUUCUUAACCACAAGACUUUGGAUCCUCUGUUGUUUUAUGAAUGCAUGAUGUAGGUUGAGGUCAGCGUGGUAUCCUUAUGGAAAUUCCUAUGUUUUCCAUGUCUCCUGUGUCAAGUAAUAUGCCCUCACUGGGAUGAGCUUUUACUUACAGUACACUUAGGGAUCAGCCAAUAACCAGCAGGUUGGCUACGUGAUCAAUAUGUCUUUUAUGAAUUGAUGUAUAAUACCGGGAGCAGGGUUUGAAUGCUAUGUUUGAUGUGCUGUUUAGCCAUUUCCUGUCCGACCCCUCUCCCAACUAGUUCUGCCCUGUUUCCUCUACUUACAGGAAUAAUGCUGAAAAUGAAGGUUGUAGCAUUGCAUUUUUAACAGUUUCUAAACAUCUUGUGUGUUCUGGUUCUUUCUAUCUGGUCCUAGUUAGACGACACUUUGAUAGGUCUUGCUCCACACACUGUCGCUCAUUAAUUUCAGAGAUUUUUACGGUUGUCAAGGUUAGUUUCAUAAGCAUUAGGUCACUGAUUUCUUGCAGCCUAUUAAAUUGCAUUAAACAAAGUUCCAACACAUGUACAUUGCUUUAUAUGUGAAUAUAUUGAAUACUAGUUUUGGGAAUGUUUAAAUAAGCAGACACUUUGUAAAAGGACUAUCAUUUCAUGAUUGAAAGUGUAAAUAAAGUGUAAAAUUACCAAAGCUGUAUGCAGGAGAGUAGGGUCAGGGAGCCCAUCCUCACCAGCUCAGCCCUCCUGAUGCAGUUCCCACAUCAGUCUGUCAAACUUAGGACCCCGCUGACUCACAUCCCUUUAUUUUAUUUCAGUGGUGGGGGAGAUUCCUUUUUUUGUUUAUUAUUUUUCUAUGUACAAAGUAUGUUUCACCCUACUUUACUGUAAGUAUUGUGUAAGCACAUUGUCAUACUGAGUGUACAAACAUUUUAAAAGAUAAUAAACCUUUUUGUAAAAUGAUA